This is a messenger RNA of Ambispora leptoticha, 576 nucleotides long. Lineage: Eukaryota; Fungi; Glomeromycota; Glomeromycetes; Archaeosporales; Ambisporaceae. The record is from the annotation of a GenBank genome assembly.
AUGGCCCUUUCCCCCAUUUACGCUGGUCAUCGUUACGGCUCAAUUCAAGCAGCUCACUGUUUGGAAGCCUAUUUGGAUUAUGUGGAGGUUUUGCCUUAUCUUGACUCGGAACAUUCAAACAAAGUUCAAUUCAUUUUCCGUCACCAAGUUCAACCCUGGCAUCCUUCUUCAACCAUAGUUCAUGAGGCUGCAUUAGCUGUGGAAAAAGUUGACAAGACCAAGUUCUUUGAAUUCUCUGCGAAUUUAUUCGAGUCCCAGAGAGAUUACUAUGAUGAAUCAGUCCAAGCACUCAAUCGCGAUCAAAUUAACAACAAGCUUGCAAAACUUGCGGAAUCAGUUGGAAUUUCCUCUUCCGAUUUUCUCGCACAGUUGCAUAUCCCUUCUACGGAUGAUCCUUCGACAGCCCGUAAUGUAGGAAACAAAAUCACCAAUGAUCUGAAAUUACAAAUCAAGUUAGGUCGUCAGGAAGGUAUCCACGUUUCUCCUACAGUACUUUGGGAUGGCCUGGUUGAUAAUAAUGUCAGUUCUGGGUGGACCCUUGAUCAAUGGAAAGAAUGGCUGGCAGACAAGAUUUAA